AUGGCUGAGGUGCAUAUUAUCGGAGAGAUUGAAAGUGCGUCUGGAUUCCCCGAACAACGCCUUUUUUGUCGUUGGGAACUUAGAUUUGGUGGCGGAUGGCGUGUAAUAGAAGGCGUGAGCAAAGGACAAACUCAGACCGACUUAGCUGAAUACCGAGAUUUCGCAUCCUUUUCACAUCCAUUGGAUAUACAUCUUGUCACUAAAACCAUACAAGGAUGGCCUUCAAUUAGUCUACAAAUUUGGCACUACGACGAAUUUGGUCGCCAGGAACUGUAUGGUUACGGGUCUAUAUAUUUACCAGCUUCUCCUGGUGAACAUCAAAUGAAGUGCUAUACGUGGAGGCCGAAAGGUGGUUUACGUGAAGAAAUGAUGCAAUACUUUAUUGGAGGUGGUUUACAGCUUAGCAAUGAAACUUCGACACGACUCGAUGAACAUUCAAGAUUACAUACUGUAUCCAUGGGUGUCGUUAGAUUGCACAUUUCAGUGAUAACCAAGAAUUUUGAUCGUUUCGGAAUUCAGUGUUGA
This is a messenger RNA of Acanthocheilonema viteae, 525 nucleotides long. NCBI's taxonomy places the organism in Eukaryota, Metazoa, Nematoda, Chromadorea, Rhabditida, Onchocercidae. The record is from the annotation of a GenBank genome assembly.